GCCGGGCCAGCCCCGGUAGAUGGGUUGAGUCUGUGCGAGGAUUUUCCGUCCUCUGUUCUGUGGCACAAACAUCCUGACGUCUCGGGUGGGAUGGGAAGGGCAAGUGUUCAGGUGUUCCCGGAAGGGUCAUCUCUGUCCUGGUCUUUGAAAGAAGGGUUGGAGUCUUCCCUUCAUUGUUGGUCAAAGGAGGGAGCAGCGUGUCCCAGAGGAUGGACAGCAGUUUGGAUGAUGGUUGGGCCCUAGGACACUGUGGUCGGGGAGAAGCAGCCAGGAUGAGGACCCUUGAAUGUCAGACCAAGGAGCCAGGCUUUAGCCUGGAAGCAGGGCUGAGUAGGGCGGAGGCCAGCGGUAUCUGUCUGGUGGGACAUAGGAACCCUCAGCUAGAGUCCUGAGAACGGAAAGCAGAGGGGCAGGAGGUGAUAGGAUUCCAGGGGAAGGCAGACGAGGACUGAAAGAAGAGUCUGGUAUAAGACCACAACCCAGGCAUGGGUAGGACAAUUAGGAGAAGUGAAGUCCCACUGUAUUUACCCUCCAUGUGUGCCCGACCCCCACCCCCACCCUGCUCCCUCCUGCACUCAUGACUGUGCCUUCCUUGGUACCAGCAAGGGUCUCGGUCAGUCCUUUGAUGGUAUAAUGGGGAGGGGCUGCGCAGGAAAAGGUGAAUUCCCAAAGUGUUCAGUGUUGAUGUAGACAGAUCUGGGACCAUUGACUCUGGUACCAACCUCUGCUGUCAGUGCCAUGAUUCUGACCCUCAUUGCAAACCUGCCCAGUGUAGUAUCCAGGAGAACUUGGUUAACAAUUAGUACAUAGAUGGUGACUGAGCCCAAGGGUAGAGCCAGCAGUUAGAUGGCCAAGGAAGAGGUAAGGGCCCACAUGGGCUACUGUAACGUACUCCUGGAAAAAGUCACUUAAAUUUCUGCCCUCCCCUUGUUUUGGGGGACAGGCUGUAUGCCUUUUUGGUCUGAGAAGUCAUCCCUCAGCCCAUCCACCCAUCUGCCCCCACCUCCCCAGUCUAGACCUGGGUUGCAGACCCCCUACCUAGGGCAUGACUUCUUCUUGACUACUUCAUCUUGAACUCCUGGAAAUUUCCCAUCCCUCUCAGGGUAAUUUGGCUGGGGAAGACACUUCCCAUCUGUUAAAUGGGAUCUAGGGACCUGACCCAGGCAGAUAAGGUAUCCUGGGGUAGACUUUUUCAAGGGCUUUUCCUUCCAGGUUAUAGGGGAUGCCCAGGUACCCAAAGGCAACCUGGAAGUAGAGACUGACUUCAAGAUAUCACCAAAAGUCCCUACUGGAACUUUCCUGCCCUUCCCUCCAAGAUUAACUGAACCCUGCUAAUUGUGGCGGUCCUCACAUGUUCCCCUCCCCCACAACCUCCUCCUCUCACCCCUCCCCCUUCCAUCAGAAUGAUAAAGAAAGGGACUGGCCUGCCAGUCCCAGCAUGGCCUCUGGCUGGGACCCAACCUCGACUUCCAGUCCAUCUGCCUUGGGUCCCUUGUUAGGACAGACCCCAGCCCAGGGCUGCCUCCCUUGCAUGGGGCCUUGCAACAACUCUCAUCUGAGGUCUCCAAAGGCAGAGUCUCCCCCCAAGAGGAGGAAGAAGAGAUACCUGCGGCAUGACAAGCCCCCCUACACCUACUUGGCCAUGAUCGCCUUGGUAAUUCAGGCCGCACCCUUACGCAGGCUGAAGCUGGCUCAGAUCAUCCGUCAGGUUCAGGCAGUGUUCCCCUUCUUCAGGGACGACUACGAAGGCUGGAAGGACUCCAUCCGCCACAACCUUUCCUCUAACCGGUGCUUCCGUAAGGUGCCCAGGGACCCUACAAAGCCCCAGGCCAAGGGCAACUUCUGGGCGGUGGAUGUGAGCCUGAUCCCAGCAGAGGCGCUGCGCCUUCAGAACACUGCCCUGUGCCGGCGAUGGCAGACCCGGGGCACACCCAGAACUUUCGUCAAGGACCUGAGCCCCUAUGUGCUUCAUGGCCGGCCUUACCGGCCGCUCAUUCCCUCACCACCAUCCAGGGAGGGUUUCAGCAUCAAGUCCCUGCUAGAGGACCCUGGGAAAGGACCAACACGGCCCCAGCAACCUGCGCUUGCUGGGCAGAGCAGCUCAGCUCAGGCAGGCACCUGGUCCAAGGGGGAAGAAGGGGUGUGCACUGUACCCCCUAACUCCUCUGAGAAGCCUCUGUGGCCCCUCUGCUCCCUUCCUGGGCCCUCAAGAAUAGAGGGGGAGACUUCCCAAGGGGAAGUCAUCAGGCCUUCUCCCCUUCCCCCAGAGCAAGGCACCUGGCCUGUUCACUUACUUCAGGGUUCCCCAGAUCCCAUGGGAAUGACCAACGACGGGUGCAGAGCUUCCUUGUGGGGUCAGCUACCCACCUCCUACCUGCCUAUCUAUACUCCCAACGUAGUAAUGCCCCUGACCACACUACCUCCCACCUCGUGUCCCCAGUGCCCACCUUCAACCAGCCCAGCCUACUGGAGUGUAGGUACUGAAUCCCAAGGAUCCCAGGACCUGCUCUGUGAUCUAGAUUCCCUCUUCCAGGGAGUACCACCCAACAAGAGCAUCUAUGAUGUGUGGGUCAGCCACCCUUGGGAUCUGGCGGCUCCUGCCCCAGGCUGGCUGCUCUCGUGGUACAGCCUGUAAUAGUUCAAGGCAGGCAGGGGCUGCUUUUCCCUUCCAUGCCUGGAUACCAUUUUGAUGGAGAACCAGAGCUAGGAGCAUGUCCACAGCAACAGCUUUAAAACACCAGGCACAGCCUUGCUGAAAACCC
Molecule: messenger RNA, 2762 nt
Organism: Cricetulus griseus (Chinese hamster)
Lineage: Eukaryota; Metazoa; Chordata; Mammalia; Rodentia; Cricetidae
Source: RefSeq, a predicted model, not a curated record